UCCAGCUGUUGAGGAGAGUAAGCAAUAAGUGCUGAGAACUUUUGUGAAACGAAAUAUUCAACAGUGAGUGAGAGAGUGAGCUGAACUUUUCAAUGAAUGAGUGAGUGCGCGUUUAUGUUGAGAAUAGUAGCCUAAAUCAGUUGCAGUAAUCAAUUCAUAGAAGCAAUAUUUGAUUUUAACUCAUUGAUCGAAUUCUCAAGGAAAAUGAAUUAAUAAUUAACACAAUAACAGAGGACAGGAGAAUGGAAUCUCAGCAAUUUACUGAAGAAGAAGGACAAAACUAUGUCAGUUCCUCGUCGGAUGAAGCUCUGCCUGCUAUUGUGAGCGAAAAAAUACAUCUCACAAAUAGCAAUUACGAUGUGAGUCCCAGAAUGCGUCGUCGCGCCAUUCUGAAAGAUGGCUACACGAAUAUGUUCAACAGCAACGUUCCCCUGGCUGGACUGACGUCAAUCACUCAGGACUUCUUCACAUUCAUGAUGGAGUGCAGGUGGCGGACGCUGCUGCUUUUAUUCUUCACGAGCUUCCUCAUAUCAUGGCUGAUAUUCGCCGCACUCUACUGGGCUGUGGCGUUCGGUCAUGGCGAUCUAAGAGGCUAUGAGGAGCUACAUGAUCCUUCCAAAGAGCCAUGUGUGACAAUGAUGGACGACUUCAUUUCAUGUUUCCUCUUCUCAAUGGAGACGCAGUACUCUUCAGGGUACGGUACCCGAUCCCCCACCACAGAGUGCCCAGAAGCAGUAUUCCUGGUCGGCUUUCAGAGCAUAUUUGGAGCCCUCUUGCAACUCUCCAUGUCUGGUAUCAUAUUCGCCAAGUUUGCUCGACCCAAGAUGCGUCAACAGGCAAUUAUGUUCAGUGAGAAAGCUGUGAUCAGUCUGAGAGACAGGAGCCUGUGCCUGAUGUUCAGAGUGGGAGAUUGCCGCAAGUCUCGUCUGCUUGGAGCAACACUCAAUGCCAGGCUGCUACAGCACAGAGUAUCGGCUGAGGGUGAGAAGCUGCCUCACUAUCAACAUGACCUCAAACUGUCCGUGGAUUCUAGUGGAUCGAACGUGUUCCUUCUUUGGCCUCUGACAGCUGUACACCGCAUAGACUCGACCAGUCCUUUGUACGACAUCUCGGCUGACGACCUAGCCUCAGCCACUUUCGAGAUAUUCGUAGCCCUGUCGGGCACAGUGGAAACCAUGGGUCAGGACACGGAAGCCCGCACCUCCUACACUGCCACCGAGAUCCUGUGGGGACACCGUCUGGUGCCACUGGUCAAAACCUGCGGUCGAGGAUACAUUCUAGAUUACUCCCGGUUUCACACCACGUUCCCCGUCGAUACACCCCGCUGCAGUGCUAGACAACUCUAUUGCUGUACUCACAAUUACGUGCUGUUGAACAAGGGCGGACUGUUGGGUCAUGUUGAUGGCUUCUUAGAGCAGAGAAAAUACUAUCCUCAGGAUGAUUUUUCAGAAAAGGAUAAUAAAUUCUUGGACACUAAGGAACGUGGUGCUCCAGACAAGGAAGUAUUUUUGGGAAAUGAUGAAAAGUUCUUGGAGGGAAGAGUUGGAAUUUUGGAGGAGAAUGAUGGGUUUCUACCCAAUCAGCAUGAAUCCUUGGACAAUAGGGAUAGAACCCUGUGCAACAAUAGUGUUUUAUGGAGUACCAAUGGGUUAUCAGCCAACGAUAGAGACGUUGAGGAUAGAUUAAUGGAUUGUAAUAAUCAACAACUAUCAACAACUGAAUAUCCAUUAUCGGGAAAUGUUCAUGAGAAUCUGGACAAGAAUAUCCUAAUGAGAGAUGACAACAGACUUUCAAAUAACAAGGAUGAACUCCAAGAAAUCUCCACAGGUAGAGACAGAAUCCUGGAUAGAAAAAACGAGUAUCUCGGUUCAAAGAAAGCACUUCCAGUUGACGUUCUUCUUUUGGACAACAGGGAUGUAUUAUUAGACAGAAAAGGAGAUAGAUUAUUGAAUAACAAGGAUCAAUAUCACAACCAUAACAACCAUGAAUUCCUUGGAGGAAAGGAAGGAGCUGAAUACAGAGAAGAGAAUGAGAGAGUUCAGAAUCUGAGCAAUUCAUGUGUACCUGUCAGGAAGUUCUCGACGAUACUGAAAGAUGGUCCCGAAAGAGAGCUUCAUCAUUCACUGAUAUCGCUACAUGACAGGAAGCAGCGAACGAGGCUAACGACACUAUCGGAGGACGAUUUGAGGUGAUAGUUGAUUGUUUUUGUUUGGAAAAGUGUGAUCAGCUGUCAAAGAUUGACUAUAUUAUUAGUAUUGCAGACCAGUAGAGCAACAAAACAAUCGUUUUUCAAAAAAGCAAUCGAUUUUUGUAUUGAAAUAAAAUUUUUCUGUAAUACUAUUCGAUAUAUUGAAAUACAAUUUUUGAAUUCGACCUCCAAUGAGCCGUCACAUUAUUAAAAUUUCAAAUAACAUUAUACUUGAAUAUCACAGCAGUAAUACACAGUUUCACAUGAUUGUGUGAGAUAUUCAAGUAUGAAGUAUUGAUAAAGUAU
This is a messenger RNA of Nilaparvata lugens (brown planthopper), 2494 nucleotides long. Its product is annotated as ATP-sensitive inward rectifier potassium channel 11. The transcript has 6 exons. Gene Ontology annotation, cellular component: plasma membrane. Lineage: Eukaryota; Metazoa; Arthropoda; Insecta; Hemiptera; Delphacidae. Gene Ontology annotation, molecular function: inward rectifier potassium channel activity. Gene Ontology annotation, biological process: regulation of monoatomic ion transmembrane transport; potassium ion import across plasma membrane. Bases 243 to 2192 code for a protein of 649 amino acids. The record is from RefSeq and is a predicted model, not a curated record.